AUGAGUGCUUCGGCUAAUGGGUUUAUGGCCCCUAACAACACCUUCGACGUACUAGUUGUUGGUGGUGGUAUCUCUGGCAUAAACUCCGCCUACCGCAUAUCCACACUCCUUCCUAACUCAUCUUUCGCGAUUCUCGAGGCGCGUCACGAGAUUGGUGGAACAUGGAGCCAAUUCAACUACCCGGGCGUACGAUCCGAUUCCGACCUUCAUACAUUCGGCUUCUCCUUCAACCCAUGGAAAAGCAGUAACAGUAUUGCUGAGGGUCAGAACAUCAUGUCUUACUUGAAGUCGACAGUGCGGAAGUUCGACCUAGAAGAAUACAUUCGCUUUGGUCAGAAGGUUCAGGCAGCAGAUUGGAGAGAAGAGGAACAGAAGUGGAGACUGGAGGUCGACGUGACUGAAGAUGGCGAGACUAGGAGAGCAAUUUACUGGACCAAGUGGUUGAUUUGUGGCACUGGGUAUUAUUCCUACCAGAAGCCCGCUGAUGCGCGCAUUCCUGGUCUACAAGACUUUCAGGGCGAAGUUGCACAUCCCCAAUUCUGGCCUAAGGAGAUGGAAUGUAAAGACAAGAAGAUCGUGGUGAUUGGUUCUGGCGCAACAGCGAUUACCCUCAUGCCUGCACUGAUCAACCAAGGAGCAGCUUCGGUCACACAGCUCCAAAGAAGUCCGAGCUACAUCAUGGCCGUACCACAAACGAAGCCUGGAGAUGCAGGCUGGUUCCAACGACUGAUACCGACGUGGUUGAUGAUGAAGUGGACACGUUUCGUACACGUCCUCAUGCCAGUAUUAUUCUACCAAUUCUGUAUCCGCUUCCCGACUCGCGCAUCGAAUAUGCUCCGUUCAGAAGCCAGGAAACAACUGCCAGAUGACUUCCCCGUGGACCCGAACCUCAAACCUGGCUAUAACCCCUGGCAACAACGUCUUUGCUACUGUCCUGAUGGCGACUACUUCAAGUGCUUCGAGAGCGGCCGUGCGAAAAUCGUCACUGAUACAAUCAAACACAUCACCAAGACUGGCAUCGAAUUGGAUUCUGGUGAGACGCUAGAUGCCGACAUCAUCAUCACGGCGACUGGCUUGCGCAUGCAACUGUUCGGCGCCAUGGACAUCUCCAUCAAUGGAAAACCAAUCGAUUUGUCAAAUCAGUACUUUUGGCGCUUCGCUAUGCUCACCUCGGUCCCCAACUUCGGCAACAUCAUGGGCUACUGGAACCAUUCGUGGACUCUGGGUAGCGAUAUUUCCGUCAAGUUGUUCAUCCGGAUCAUCAAGAAUAUGAACCAGAGCGGGUAUACUAAUGUUAUCCCGGAGAUGAGUGAGAAGGAUGCGGCGAGGCCAGACGCUUUGGCUAGUCCGUUGUCUAGCACAUAUGUAAAGGAAGCGAGCGUCUGGCUCCCCAAGUGCAAGGACGGGGGCCCCUGGUCUCCGCGACCGAACUACUUCUUCGACCGCUGGAGAGCGGAGCGUGCUGAUUUGAAUGAUGGACUUAAGUAUCGGACAGUGAGCACUUAA
Molecule: messenger RNA, 1506 nt
Organism: Parastagonospora nodorum SN15
Lineage: Eukaryota; Fungi; Ascomycota; Dothideomycetes; Pleosporales; Phaeosphaeriaceae
Exons: 2
Coding region: 1-1506 (501 amino acids)
Molecular function (GO): NADP binding; N,N-dimethylaniline monooxygenase activity; flavin adenine dinucleotide binding
Source: RefSeq, a predicted model, not a curated record